Messenger RNA from Mucor mucedo, 906 nucleotides. RefSeq lists its product as uncharacterized. The record is from RefSeq and is a predicted model, not a curated record. The coding region runs from base 1 to 906 and encodes 301 amino acids. The transcript has 3 exons. Gene Ontology annotation, molecular function: RNA binding. Lineage: Eukaryota; Fungi; Mucoromycota; Mucoromycetes; Mucorales; Mucoraceae.
AUGGAAUACGGUAUUUGGGUCGGUAAUCUUUCUUAUGCCACCACAUUAAAUGCUAUCAAGGACUUUUUCAAGGACUGUGGCGAGAUCACUCGUAUCAAGUGCCCCAAGGGUAAUGGUGCCAAAAACUACAACAAAGGUUUCGCUUAUAUCUUCUUUGCUUCCCCUGAAGAGGCUGCCAAGGGCCUUGCCAUGAACGAAAAGCAGCUCGAGGGUCGCUCUCUCUUGAUCAAGGACUCUGAGAAUUUCGAACGUGCCGAUGGAUCCAAGGCACCUACCGAAGCCGAAAAGAAGGAGAUCAAAAAGCAAAAGAAUCCUCCAUGUGCUACCCUUUUCUUGGGUAAUUUGAGUUUUGACACCACCGAAAAGAGUAUUCGUGAAAAUUUUGAAUGGGCCGGUGAUAUUCGUAAGGUGCGUAUGGCUACCUUUGAAGAUUCCGGAAAGUGUAAAGGUUUUGGCUAUGUCGAUUAUUACGUUGUAGAGUCAGCUGUCAAAGCCAUUCGUGCUCCUGAUAAGCACAUGUUGGAUGGCCGUAAGGUGCGUGUCGAAUUCGGUAGUGCAGAAGCUCACAUGAGAUCAAAACCUUGGUUAAUGCGUGAAAAGCAAAAGGCCAACGAACCUCGCAGCACAGAUAACACAGCAUCAGCACCAGCAGCAUCAGCAUCAACAGCGGAAGGAUCUUAUCGCAGAAGAGACGAUGGUGGAGAAGGAGGUAAGCGUGCUGCCCCUACUGAAGGUGGAGAAGCUCCUUAUCCCAAGAGACAAAGAGGCGAUGAGGAUUUCAGAGAGAGACGACCCAAGAAGCCUGUCAGUCACGAGAGAGUGAAGCCUGGUCAAGCAUUAUAUGCUGCUCAAAGACAGAAGCCUUCUGUCCAAGAAUUCACCGGUAGUAAGACUGUCUUUGAAUAG